CAGCUCUUCCCCGGGCUUCGAUCUUUCUGCCAGUGAGUACGUUAGAAAAUAUGGGCCCUUUCUGGGAGUGUCCGACCUCUGUGUCACUAUACGAGUAUCCACAAAAACAGGUUACGGAACCGUGAGUAAUGCCAUUAUAUUAAUAUGAGGACGUCAAAUAGGUCCACCCUUGCGUUGAGCUGUCUUGCCAUAAAGCGUUGUUCUUCCAAGAGAUAUAAGAGAGUUCCUCGCUCUGGAACAAAGCGAUUGUGAAUUUGCACUAGCGUCGCCGAUUGGAUACAAGUGUCACCGAAGAGCGAGGCGCGAGCCAGCCUUGGGUAGCCUUCAACUAUUUGGGUCCAUUCCAUCAUGGAUCAGCCUGAACCCUACGUGACGUACGUGGACAACAAUGACCUUGAAGCAUCACAGAGGGUCUUUGUGAACAGAAGUCUAGCCAUGGAAAAGAUCAAGUGCUUUGGAUUCGAUAUGGAUUAUACACUCGCUGUUUACAAAUCUCCGGAGUAUGAAUCGCUUGGCUUUGACCUGACCGUCGAAAGGCUGGUGUCCAUCGGGUACCCUCAGGAGCUGCUCAGUUUCGUCUACGAUCCCACGUUCCCCACCAGGGGUCUUGUUUUUGACACUACCUACGGGAACCUCCUAAAAGUCGAUGCCUACGGCAAUAUCCUCGUCUGUGCGCAUGGAUUUAACUUCAUGAGAGGGCCAGACAUAAGAGAACAAUACCCAAAUAAAUUCAUCCAGCGAGACGACACAGACCGGUUCUACAUCCUCAACACCCUGUUCAACCUACCAGAGACCUACCUGCUGGCGUGUCUGGUAGAUUUCUUCACAAACUGUGACCGAUACACAAGCUGUGAAAAGGGAUUUAAAGAUGGCGACCUCUUUAUGUCUUUUCGGAGCAUGUUCCAGGAUGUCCGAGAUGCUGUUGACUGGGUCCACUACAAGGGAUCACUGAAAGAAAAAACAUUAGAGAACCUGCCGAAGUAUGUUGUUAAAGAUCAUAAGCUGCCUCUGCUGUUGAGUCGAAUGUGCGAAGUCGGGAAGGUUUUCCUCGUCACGAACAGCGACUAUAAAUACACCGAUAAAAUUAUGACGUACCUCUUUGACUUUGCACACGGACCAAAGCCUGGCAGCACACACCGGCCUUGGCAGUCCUAUUUUGAUUUGAUUUUAGUCGAUGCUCGUAAACCACUAUUUUUUGGAGAAGGAACAGUACUGCGACAAGUGGAUACUAAUACGGGGAAACUGAAGAUCGGGACGUACACCGGCCCCUUACAGCACGGAAUUGUCUAUUCUGGCGGUUCGUCGGACAUUAUGUGUGAUCUGCUUGGAGCAAAAGGCAAAGACAUCCUGUAUAUCGGCGAUCACAUCUUUGGAGACAUUCUGAAGUCCAAGAAGCGUCAGGGAUGGAGAACAUUCUUGGUGAUCCCGGAGCUAGCGCAAGAGCUUCACGUCUGGACUGACAAAAGCUCCCUGUUCGAGGAGCUCCAGAGCCUGGAUAUCUUCCUGUCAGAACUCUACAAACAUCUGGACAGUAGCAGCAACGAACGGCCUGAUAUAAGUUCUAUCCAGAGGCGCAUUAAGAAAGUCACCCAUGACAUGGAUAUGUGCUAUGGGAUGAUGGGAAGCCUCUUCCGCAGCGGGUCUCGCCAGACUCUGUUCGCCAGUCAGGUGAUGCGUUACGCCGACCUCUAUGCCGCUUCUUUCAUAAACCUCCUGUAUUACCCGUUCAGCUACCUGUUCAGAGCUGCGCAUGUACUGAUGCCUCAUGAAUCCACCGUGGAGCACAUCCACGUAGACAUUAACGAAACCGAAUCGCCGAUGGCCACUCGCAACCGCAGCUCCCUCGAUUUCAAGGAUUCCGAUUUCAAACAACGACACCACCUGACUCGCUCGAUCAGCGAGAUCAAACCACCCAACCUUUUCCCUCAGGCCCCGCAAGAAAUUACACAUUGCCACGACGAAGACGAUGACGAGGAAGAAGAGGAAGAAGAGGAGGAGGAAGAAUAAAAUGGUUAAAAAGAAAA
Molecule: messenger RNA, 2024 nt
Organism: Spea bombifrons (plains spadefoot toad)
Lineage: Eukaryota; Metazoa; Chordata; Amphibia; Anura; Pelobatidae
Gene: NT5C2
Product: 5'-nucleotidase, cytosolic II
Exons: 17
Coding region: 349-2007 (552 amino acids)
Biological process (GO): adenosine metabolic process; IMP metabolic process
Molecular function (GO): 5'-nucleotidase activity
Source: RefSeq, a predicted model, not a curated record